This is a messenger RNA of Lucilia sericata (common green bottle fly), 871 nucleotides long. Its product is annotated as DNA replication complex GINS protein PSF1-like. Lineage: Eukaryota; Metazoa; Arthropoda; Insecta; Diptera; Calliphoridae. Gene Ontology annotation, biological process: DNA replication; DNA strand elongation involved in mitotic DNA replication. Gene Ontology annotation, cellular component: GINS complex. The coding region runs from base 92 to 694 and encodes 200 amino acids. The record is from RefSeq and is a predicted model, not a curated record. The transcript is spliced from 3 exons.
UGGCGCGUUAAAUGUAAACAAAUAUUUUGCUACAUGUCAUUGAUUAAUACAAUAAAUUAACGCUUAUAAUAUUACAAUUGUUUAAUAAAAAAUGAGUAAAUCCAAUAAAAUGUUUGCCGAUAAGGCAUUUGAAUUAGUUAAAGAAUUGGAAAGAUCAUCACAAACAAUACCAGCUUUUGAUGAUGAUGGUGUCAGACAAGUUUUGGAAGAAAUUAAAGCUAUAUUUGAAGAAAAUUGUGCACAAGCAGCCAACUAUUCCACAUCAGGUGAUCGCACAUUAUGGCCUUUAUUAAAUUUUCGUCAUGCUGCUUUGCAGCGCAAUAAAAGAUGCCUCCUCACCUAUUUGCAUCAACGUUUACAGAGAAUUAAAGCUUUACGUUGGGAAUUUGGUCCGAUUGUGCCAUCCGAUAUUAAAGUAAAUCUUUGCGAACCAGAAGUUACAUUUUUCAAUAAAUAUUCCAAAUCUUUGGCCUCCUAUAUGCGUUCUAUAGGCGAUGGCCAAGGUAUUGAUCUAACCGGUGAUCUUCGUCCACCAAAAUCGCUAUAUAUUGAAGUACGUUGUGUGGAGGAUUUUGGCAAAUUUGAAUUGGAAGAUGGAGAAGUUAUUUAUCUAAAGAAAAAUAGUCAACAUUAUUUGCCACGAUCACAGGUAGAAACGUUGGUAAGACAAGGUAUUUUACAACAUAUUGUUUAAGUUUAUAUUUUUAUCUCUCUCUAUUUAUGUUAAUAUAGAAUUAUUUUUGUUUAAACUAAAAAUAUUGUAUUUUUUAUAUAAACUAGGAAGUGAUAUGUACAAUAUUAUAUAUACGCAAAUAUUGCAGUUGAUGUGUCAAAUUAGUUCCGUAAAAGACCGCAAAAAAUCAUAUCUAAC